AAAUCACCUCUCUGCUUUGGCCUUUAUUAUAACAGGGCAGAGAGAGAGAGAGAGAGACAGAGAGAGAGGGCGUGUGAGUGACCGCUAUGCCCGUCGGCGCAUGUUAGCACCGCCCAGGCUUUUGCUACCAAUCGCCAUUGUUUUUGCUUUUUACUCCUUGAAUCUCUUUUCCCUUUGAGCUUUCUGUUUCUGGAUAUGGAUUGAUACUUAGAUUCUUCGGCUUUCUCUCCGAUGGAAACUACGCUUCUUCAACACGGUACGCCAUUGGAGAGAAGUUAGAAUUACAAAAGCAGACCACAAUUUGGUAAUUGGUUUUUGUUUUCGUUUUGGAUUUGGAUUUGGAUUGUUUAUUUUUGUUUUGCGGUUGGUUGGUUGGUUUGGUCGGUUGGUUUUUGUGGUGUUUUUUUGUGUUAUCCUUACUCUGGCGCGCUUAGAGAAACCCUAGCCUUUCUGCUCUCGACGGUUUCGACGGAUUGUUUGGAUUCCAAAUCGCGGAGAAGAAAGCGGAAAUUAAUCUGUAAGGGAACGACAAUGUUGUGGAUAAUGAGAUUUUCUGGAUUUUUCUCGGCGGCUAUGGUCAUGAUUGUUCUCUCCCCUUCUCUUCAGUCCUUCCCGCCGGCGGAGGCAAUUAGAUCUUCUCACCUCGAUUCUUAUCUACGAUUGCCAUCGUCGUCCGCGCAUUCCUUGGAUAAGUUCUCCUUCCGGAGAGCGCCGGCAUUUGGCAAUGCCGGUGAAUGCCGCCGCUCGUCGAGCCUGGAGAAAUUCAGCGUCUGCGAUCCGACUCUGGUUCACGUAGCGAUUACUCUGGAUGUUGAAUAUCUGCGUGGUUCAAUCGCCGCUGUCCAUUCGAUUCUUCAGCAUUCCAAGUGUCCGGAGAGCGUUUUUUUCCAUUUCCUGGUAUCAGAAACUGGUCUCGAAUCCCUAGUGCGAUCGACGUUUCCGGAAUUGAAGUUCCAAGUGUAUUAUUUCGAUCCGGAGCGAGUUCGCAGUCUGAUUUCUAGCUCCGUCAGGCAGGCUCUGGAACAGCCAUUGAAUUACGCUCGGAACUACUUGGCGGAUAUGUUGGAGCCUUGCGUGACCAGAGUGAUCUACCUAGAUUCGGAUCUGGUUGUAGUCGACGAUAUUUCGAAGCUUUGGAGCACGACGCUCGGGAACAGAACCAUCGGCGCACCGGAGUACUGUCACGCGAACUUCACCAAGUAUUUCACCGGACACUUCUGGACGGAUUCUCGAUUCUCCGGCGUGUUCUCCGGUCGCCGGCCGUGCUAUUUCAACACCGGCGUGAUGGUCAUAGAUCUGGCCAAGUGGAGGCGUUUCGGAUACACGCGUCGCAUCGAGAAGUGGAUGGAGGUACAGAAGACUAGCGGCAGCCGGAUCUACGAGCUCGGCUCCCUGCCGCCGUUCCUUCUGGUCUUCGCCGGCCACGUGGCGCCAAUCGAGCACAGGUGGAAUCAGCAUGGAUUGGGCGGAGAUAAUGUGCGGGGUAGCUGCAGAGACCUUCAUCCCGGUCCAGUGAGCCUGCUUCACUGGAGCGGCUCCGGCAAGCCAUGGCUCCGGCUCGGCUCAAAGCAGCCGUGCCCGCUCGACUCGGUCUGGGCCCAGUUCGACCUGUACGGAAAUUAAUUUUGUUCUGGUAAGUCGAUUUCAGUUAUUCCCCAUUUUCUCCUCCUUCAAUUACCAUUAUUAUACAGUUCCAAUUUUUUUCUUCCUUGAUUUAAAAUCAUGCUUCUUCUUCUUCUUCUUCUUCUUCUUUGUUUGAAUUAGUAUUAUUUUAUUUUCUGAACCUUUUGUUCGUCUUUAUUAUCAUUAACUUAUUAGCUGUCCGGCUGGCUGGCAGCCUCCCUUCCUUUGUAUGUAUAUAUACAACAUUUCUUUUGUUCGAAAAUAAAAAUUGAAGCUUGAAAUAACGGCACACCACAUUAUAUAAUUUUUUUUAUUCUUCUGGCUACUAGAAAUUUCACUUUUUAUAUAUGCAUAUAUUUUCUGAAACCGUGCGUGCAUACGUAUGUGUAGAUGGUAGAAAAAUGGUAAAUACUUGGGAAGACCGACGCUGGUCGAUAUAUGUCCAAAAUUAGCCUGGUUUGGACUGAAAUGACGAAAUAGCCCCUUGCGGUGACCGUAUUGUUGUCGGAUUAAUUAUUGUCGUCUGUGUGUGUAUGUAUGUAUGUAGGGUAGGGUAGGGUAGGGUUAGGGUUUGUUUUAUUGAAUUAAAAAAUAUCUUGUGGGAUAAGUGGUAAUGGCAGUGGCUCUAUUCUACAUUACAUUACAGCUGGACAUAGUUGGCAGGAGCUGCUGAUUACAUAUUCGAAAUUUCAAUCUGAUAUUGAUCGUACUAAUCAAAUUUAUAGUACGACCAAUUAUUACAUUUAAUGUCAGUCAAUUUUAGAACAAAUCUAGAGACAUGUAUUUAUGCAUAUAUGUUUGCUCUAGGAAUGAUUCCUUCACCUUUUCAUGAAAAUAUUUAUGUGUUUUUUUCUUUUCUUUAAAUUGGGCAUAUGGAAGAGGGUUGGUAACGAAUGAGAAGUAUGCCUGCCUACCUCUUUCUCUUUCUCUCUCUAAAAUAGUUCAUAAUAAGUUUUGUCAUUCUUUGGGGCUGCUCCCUUAUUUGCAUGAGACAUUAGGAUUGAAUUAUUGCUGGAUUGCUAAAGGCUUUUCACUUUCUAAGAUCAAUUAUUGCAGUUUCAGGUCAAUCUGUUGUGUUUCUAAUGGCACUCUUCAGUAUAUGUCUGAUACUAUUAUUGUGUCAGUAGAAUUAUUCAUUGUUUGUUUAUUCGUGAAUACAGUAGGAAAGAAAAAGGGUUUAUGCAAUAUCCUUGUCAAUGUCAUUGUUGCGUAGUGAGUAUCCAAAGUUGUCAAAAUGUAUGUAUAAGGGGGGGUGGGGGUGGGGGUGGGGUGGGGAUGGAUGCCCUUUGGCCUGACUGGCACCACACGUGGCCAGCUUUUUCCCAUUACACUUUGUUUAUUGUAGUUAUUUUAAUGACAUCUAACUUCUUGUUUGCAAUAUACUACUAUGUGAUUAUUAAUAUUAUUGUUGUUGUGUAUAUAUUAUGUUUAUUUUUUUUUAAAAAUUAGUUUAAUGAUAUUAUUAGCAAGUAUUAUAAGUGAUAGGGACAUGAGCAUCUUAAUUACAUUACAGUAGUAGGCCUCACCUUUAUUAGUUUCUUCUCAAUUGUUGUACUAAUCAUAUAACAAGAUAUUAUGAUUCUUGCAAUUAUUGGUUUCCUAAUUAAAAAUUUCUGUGCAGUAUCUUCCAGAACUGAAGGCUAUAUAUUCAGUUACACCCUGACGUAUCAUAUAAAAUAUAUAUAUAUAUAUAUACACAUAAAAAGAGAAUAUGAGUGUGCGUGUGCGUGAGGGUAGGUAAUUCAUUCAUAUUGGUAGGGAGUGUGUGUUUGUGCACACAUUACUUAAACUAAACAUAGGUGUAGUAUAAAAAGUGCUAUCAACACACUUCUUAUUUUAAGUAUUCCUAUGUAUCUUUGAUCUUCCCCACUGACAAAAUCUUACAUUUAUAGUUUCAGAGAGAGAGAGACACAAAAGUGACCUGGAAUAAAUGAAUUGUGGAUGAAAAUAAAUUAUAUAUAUAUUUUUUAAUAAUUUGGG
Molecule: messenger RNA, 3603 nt
Organism: Andrographis paniculata
Lineage: Eukaryota; Viridiplantae; Streptophyta; Magnoliopsida; Lamiales; Acanthaceae
Product: probable galacturonosyltransferase-like 7
Exons: 1
Coding region: 532-1623 (363 amino acids)
Cellular component (GO): Golgi apparatus
Molecular function (GO): glycosyltransferase activity
Source: RefSeq, a predicted model, not a curated record